GCAUCACAGAUGUACAGUAGCUCCCGUGGACGCCCUGCGGAAGGAUGAAGUCGCGUCGCCUGUUGUUGCUCGCUUCUCUCUGUGUGAUACUGCACCUAAUAAAGGCACAGGAGAACUUGGCUGCUGGAGUUCGAGCUACGCAGUCGACCACUCACCGACACCUCGCUGACCCCAACAACGCCAUUGAUGGGAACCUGGACACUAUUUUCCGGCACGGAUCCUGCAGCAGCACGAGGAAACAGUACCGCCCUUGGUGGAGAGUGGAUCUGCGGGAACAUUACCGCAUCUUCGUGGUCAACAUCACCGCCUCCAGCCGCUGGGCCCAUAGGCUGGUAGGUGCCGAGAUCCGCAUCGGGGACUCGCUGAUCAACAAUGGAAACGACAACACUCUCUGUGCGAAGAUCAACUCGAUCAGUAACGGUCAGACCGCUAACAUCUUCUGCGAGCCAGCAGGUGUCCACGGUCGGUUUCUCAACGUCUUCUUGCCGAGGUGCAGGGCUUACCUAAUGUUGUGCGAGGUGGAAGCGUUCGGAAUGCCUGAUCCCCACUGACCCUGCUCAUGGCAACCUUCCAGUGCUUCCGGCUUGUGCAACGGAUUCAUUCGAGAACCGGUUGAGGUCCUUAUCCCGGGCCAGCUAGGCCCAACAUCGCUUCCAGCACCACAACAUAGCGAGCCAGCAGUGAUUCUGCAGCCGGUAUGGAGCGAACGGCAGCAGGGUGGUGGGUGGGAGAGCGGCCGGUGUUGGUCGCCACCCACUGCCGGCACUGGGCCGUCCCCUCUCUCAGCUGUAUGCGACCCGCAACCUGUGCAUCUUCUGUCUGAAUAAAUUAGCGCUAUGGCUGUUUGCAA
Molecule: messenger RNA, 850 nt
Organism: Amblyraja radiata (thorny skate)
Lineage: Eukaryota; Metazoa; Chordata; Chondrichthyes; Rajiformes; Rajidae
Product: fucolectin-like
Exons: 5
Coding region: 45-551 (168 amino acids)
Source: RefSeq, a predicted model, not a curated record